UUUGGAAAAACACGGCAUACAAAACGUUAUUUAACAAAAAGUAAAUUUAUACUAAUUUGCUGCUUAAAAUUUAAACAAAAUGCAAAAGAAACGUCUGGGAGGCAAUACAUUGCUGGAUAAACUUCACCGUGGUGCUGUCUACUCCUGUUUAGCAGUCACUUUAUAUGGCACUUUCCUGCUGGGCAUGAGAGGCUAUCGUUAUUACACAGUGGUCAAGCCAGAACGUGAGAAGGCUGAACUACAAAUGAUUACCGAAGGCUCCCACGAUACAGCCAAGGAAUUAAAAUGUUAAUAGAGUUUAUAUAUGUUUGUGUAUAUUUAUUUUGUUAAGCUUAAAUAAAAAAUUAAACUAAAUAAAUAAGAAAUAUAAUGAAAAA
Calliphora vicina (urban bluebottle blowfly) is the source of this 377-nucleotide messenger RNA. RefSeq lists its product as uncharacterized. The record is from RefSeq and is a predicted model, not a curated record. Lineage: Eukaryota; Metazoa; Arthropoda; Insecta; Diptera; Calliphoridae. Bases 80 to 292 code for a protein of 70 amino acids. The transcript has a single exon.